This is a messenger RNA of Arabidopsis arenosa, 1680 nucleotides long. The record is from the annotation of a GenBank genome assembly. NCBI's taxonomy places the organism in Eukaryota, Viridiplantae, Streptophyta, Magnoliopsida, Brassicales, Brassicaceae.
GUACAUUUUUGUCUGUCUUAAAUAAAAAUCAAACGAAAAAUUAAUCGUGUAAUAUGAAGAAGCAGUUGCAUCAUGAAGACAAGGACUCUCCCUCCUCAAGUUCCAGAAGCGCUUUGUCUCUUCCUCCCCCGCCUCCGAAGGACAGAUUUAGUCAGUCACAUAGAAGCUCUGAGUCUUGUUCUAGACAAGAUAAACGUGACAACCUCCCUCCCAAAUCUUCAGGGAGUCAUCAAUCAACUCGUAUUGCAGUAGAGCUGCCUAGAGAGACUAGAGCCAAUGAGCGUUAUCCUUCUAGACGCAGAGUUUCUCCUCCAGGGUUUCGUCGGUACUCUGCAACUCAUGGCUCUAGAUCCCAUUCUUAUGGUGCACAAGGGCAACCCAACUCAAGUCGGAAAAGGCCAGAGGAGUCUGAUUAUGGCUCUUCUCACCACUCGGACGAGCAAAGAUCUAGAUACUUCUCUAGUAGCUCUCGAGGCAAUGCAGGAAGUAAGGAGUACUCCCUCCAAAGAGAUACUUCUUUGCAGGCCAGGGCUAUCCCUACCUCCAGUCGCUCUAGGCGACACAUUGAAGAAGAAAGGUCUGGUAGGGCUUCUCUCCCGCCUCCUAGUUCCAAGCCUCCAUUUAGGCGAAGUCCUUCAACAUCUUUUGGAAGGAGAGAAGAUUGUCCACUGGUGGCAAAAGAAAGGGAGAAGACUGCUCUCCCAAUGUUGUUUACAGAGGAAAGCUUGAAGGCAAUCGUCUCCUCACCAUCAAGCGAUCCUCUAGACAGUCCUGGCCUGAUGCUCAACAGUUUGUAAAUCUUGUUUGACGAAGAAGGUGAUCUUCGUCUAUCAACUCUUGGUCUUAUGAAGAAUAGUAGAGACGGAAAAAGCUAUAGUACUAACUUAGCUUAUACUCCACCCGAGUUUUUACGAACAGGUAGAGUGAUCCCUAAAAGUGUGAUAUACAGUUAUGGAACUAUUCUUUUAGAUAUUUUGAGUGGCAAACACAUUCCACCAAGUCAUGCUCUUGAUAUAAUAAGAGGGAAAAACGUGUUGCUACUUAUGGAUUCAUCACUUGAAGGGAAAUAUGCAAACAAAGACGCGACUAAACUUGUUGAUCUUGCAUCAAAAUGUCUUCAGUCUGAGGCGAAAGAUCGGCCCGAUACCAAAUUCCUUCUCUCUUCAGUGGCACCACUACAAAAGCAGAAAGAGGAGAUGCUCAACACAAAGAAGUUUAGAGACAUUGCUUUCAGAGACAAGGACUUCAAUAAGGCGAUUGAAUGUUAUUCAAAGUUGGUGGUGAUGAUGCCUAUUCCAUCUGCGACGGUUUUCGCAAGACGGGCAUUUUCCUACUUAAUGAAGGAUCAACAGGAGCUUGCGCUAAGAGACGCAAUGCAAGCUCAAGUUUGCAUACCGGAGUGGUCUACUGCGUUUUAUAUGCAGGCUUUAGCGCUUUCGAAGCGUGGAGACCGAUGCUAAUGAUAUGCUUAAUGAUGGUGCUGCAUUUGAGGCUAAGCAACAACAACAGAACAGUUGGCGUUGUUGAAAGAAGAAACAGAGAGAAAACAGAGUCCAGAAUAUUUUGUGGGGUCCUUUUCAGAAACAAAGUUAUUGUAAGAGUGAAACAGAAGAAAUUGAAUUGCUAUAGUGAAUUGGAGUUUUCGUUACAUAUAUGAAGAAAUAAAUAUGAUUUUGAUUG